UUCACUUCUUCACUUUGGCGCUAACUCUCUCGCUUUCUUUUCCCUCUAACAACUAAGCUUCGGCUUCGGACUCUCGCCUUCGCAGUUUCCCGCCAUUUUCAUCCAGAAGAAGAUUUCGUACAAUCUCCAUUAUGAUGCAGGAAUCAUUUCCACCGUCGGAUGACGACGGCGAUGGUGGUAUCGGUUUCUUAUCGUACAGAGAACGAUCUCUUUCGAAGCGGAAUCUCAAGCAGCAUCAGGAACAAGACAAUGUGUCCUCUGAUCGUCCUGUUACGCGUUCUCGAUCAAACCUCGGCCGGUCUGAUACUCGCCGCUGGUUUGCGUUCAGUAGGAGAUCAAUAUUCGCUUUCGCUGGCUUUUCUUUGCUCUUGCUAUUCGUUGUUACGUUUUACCUGGAGAGUUUGAUGACUUCGGUGUUCUUGAAAAGGAGUGAGAAAGCUUGGUCACGCGAUGCAGAGUUGAAGCUUGGAAUGACGCUUAAGUUCGCUCCGCAGAGAAUUCCUCGGAAGUUUAUUGAAGGUAACGAGGUUGAUCGGUUGCACUCAGAUAAUCGUUUUGGUUUUCGGAAACCUAGGCUUGCUCUGAUAUUGAGAAGCAUGGAGAAAGAUUCACAAUCCUUGUUUUUAAUUACUGUAAUGAAGAACAUGAAGGAACUUGGAUAUGCGUUUGAGAUUUUUGCAGUUGCCAAUGGAGAAGCACGUCAAAUGUGGCAGGAACUUGGUCGACUUGUUCUUUUAAGCCCAAAGCAGUUUGGCCAAAUUGAUUGGUUACUUUUUGAAGGCAUCAUCGUUGAUUCUUUUGAAGGGAAGGAGGCUAUUACAAGCAUUAUGGUGGAACCUUUUUGUUCAGUACCACUUAUUUGGAUCAUUCAGGAUGAUAUUCUAUCAAAGCGUCUUAACAUGUAUAAGGACAGAGGCUGGGAGAAUCUUGUUUCUCAUUGGAGAAGUACUUUUAGCAGAGCUAGUGUUGUCGUGUUUCCCAAUUUUGCUCUUCCAAUGUUUUAUAGUGCGCUUGAUACUGGAAACUUUCAUGUGAUCCAAGGAUCGCCUGUGGAUGUUUGGUCUGCUGAAAUUUAUAAGAAGACUCACUUCAAGUACGAGUUAGGAAAGAAACUUGGAUUUGAUGUAGAAGAUAUCGUCGUUCUUGUGGUUGGAAGUUCUUUCUACAAUGAGCUAUCAUCGGAAUAUGCUGUGGCUUUGAAUCGCAUGGGACCUGUUCUAACUAAAUUGCCGAGGAAAAAUCCUGAAGUGUCAUUUAAAUUUGUUUUCUUGUGUGGUAAUUCCACCAACGGAUGCAAUGAUGCUCUGCAGGAAACUGCUUCACGUUUAGGACUUCCUAGAGAUUAUUUAAGCCACUAUGGCUUUGAUCAAGACGUAAAUGGUAUUUUGUACUUCGCCGACAUUGUUCUUUAUGAAUCUUCACAAAAUGUUCUAGAUUUUCCUUCCUUGCUCAUUCGGGCCAUGACCUUUGAAGUUCCGAUAGUGGCACCUGAUUUGCCCAUUAUUAACCAAUAUGUUGUUGAGGGGUUCCAUGGGUUACUUUUUCCUAAAUUCAGUUCUGAUGCUGUAAUAAGUGCUCUUACUGAUCUUACUUCAACUUCUGAUGGAAGGCUCACUAGAAUUGCUAACAAUAUUGCUUCGUCUGGAAGAUUACUUGCUAAAAAUAUUCUUGCUUCAGAGUGCGUUACUGGAUAUGCAAAUCUCUUGAAGGAAGUCCUCAAUUUCCCAUCAGACGUUGUACUGCCGAGUUCCAUUACUCGGCUUCCAAAAGCAGUGUGGGAAUGGGAUCUCUUUUGGAACGAAUUAAUACAAGUAUCCCCCAUUGAGCAACGCAGUGAGAGAAUUAAAAGAAAAUCUAGCGUUGUGAUUAAACUCGAAGAGGAGUUCUCUGACCUUGUUAGUCCCUUAAAUAUCUCCAGUCCUGGAAAGGAGAUUUCGGCGCAUGAUAUCCCAACUCAACAAGAUUGGGAUAGUAUUGGAGAAAUAGAACUUACUGAAGAAUAUGAUAGAGUGGAAAUGGAGGAGCUUCAAGAAAGAACAGAAAGUAUAUUAGGUUCAUGGGAGCGAGUAUAUCGUACAGCACGGAAGUCUGAUAGGAUGAAGCUUGAAAAAGAGAAGGACGAGGAAGAACUUGAAAGGGCAGGACAGAUAGUAUGCAUUUAUGAGAUAUACAACGGACCUGGAGCUUGGCCAUUUUUGCAUCAUGGUGCUCUGUUUCGUGGACUUAGUCUUUCUCCGAGAGCACUGAGGUUGGAAACAGAUGAUGUCAAUGCUCCCCAGCGGCUUCCCCUUUUGAAAAACAGAUUCUAUCAGGACAUUCUUUGUGAGAUUGGAGGAAUGUUUGCAAUAGCAAAUAAGAUUGAUACAAUUCACAGAAAACCUUGGAUUGGUUUCCAAUCUUGGCAAGCUGAUGGUAGGAAGGUCUCGUUAUCUGAAAAGGCUGGAAAGGUAUUGGAAGAAGAAAUUCAGGAGAAUACUAGAGGAGAAAUUAUUUACUUCUGGGCGACGUACUUGGACGUGGAUUCUGAAGUCAUAGACAGCGAUGAUGGUCCCUUUUGGCAAACAUGUGACGUCUUCAAUCGGGGGAAUUGCCGUUCUACAUUUAAAAAUGCCUUUAGGCAUAUGUAUGGACUACCACCAUCACAUUUGGAAGCUCUUCCUCCAAUGCCUGAUGAUGGCGAUCUCUGGUCUUCUCUGCAUAGUUGGGUGAUGCCAACCCCUACAUUUUUGGAGUUUAUCAUGUUUUCCAGGAUGUUUGUUGAUUCCAUAGAUGUCGUGAACAGGAACCUUGGUGAUGACAACGAAUGUUUCUUGGCUUCUUCAGGGCUAGAGAGAAGGCAAUGCUAUUGUCGGAUGUUGGAAAUCCUGAUAAAUGUAUGGGCGUACCAUAGUGGGCGUAGAAUGGUUUACUUAAAUCCACGUUCGGGUGCACUAGAAGAGCAGCAUCCACUUGAAGAACGUCAGGACUUCAUGUGGUCUAGAUUCUUUAACAUCACAUUGUUGAAAGCCAUGGAUGCAGAUUUGGCUGAAGCUGCCAACGAUGGCGAUCGCCCGGCACCGAGUACGUGGUUGUGGCCAUCGACAGGAGAAGUGUUUAGGGAAGGGGUUUAUGAAAUGGAAGAGGAAGAAAAAAGGUAUAGCCAGAAAAUGGAAAAGAGGAGAAUUUCCAGAGAGAAGAAACCAAGUCAUGAACACAAGCAAAAGCCACUUGGAGAAUAAGACAUAGUCAACUAAAUAAAUCUCUUGCACUAAAAACGAUUGUAGAUAGGAAUCUGUUGUGAAUAUACGAGUAGAAGAAUCGUCAAUUCAAGUACGUCACUUUCUUUCAACCUCUUUUCCAUAAUAAUUAGCAAUUACAUGUGUUCUUUGGAUGAUGUAUAUAAUAUCUGUGAUCAAAACAUUUUUUUCUGCGUCCAAUUUAGAACUCAACCAUCGUUACACAUCUUCUAGAUUUUAUCGAAUUUAUGAGAGGAUAUAAUGAAAUUUGUCUUGCUGCAUAUCCCUAAAAAAAA
This is a messenger RNA of Cucumis melo (muskmelon), 3511 nucleotides long. RefSeq lists its product as uncharacterized. Bases 132 to 3218 code for a protein of 1028 amino acids. The record is from RefSeq and is a predicted model, not a curated record. The transcript has 15 exons. Lineage: Eukaryota; Viridiplantae; Streptophyta; Magnoliopsida; Cucurbitales; Cucurbitaceae.